Neocloeon triangulifer is the source of this 1214-nucleotide messenger RNA. Its product is annotated as B-cell receptor-associated protein 31. The record is from RefSeq and is a predicted model, not a curated record. Gene Ontology annotation, cellular component: endoplasmic reticulum; endoplasmic reticulum membrane. The coding region runs from base 362 to 1012 and encodes 216 amino acids. Gene Ontology annotation, biological process: endoplasmic reticulum to Golgi vesicle-mediated transport; intracellular protein transport. NCBI's taxonomy places the organism in Eukaryota, Metazoa, Arthropoda, Insecta, Ephemeroptera, Baetidae. The transcript has 6 exons.
CAUCCUAAGUCUUCGGCGUUUCGUCAUUAUUUGUCCGAAUCUGAUCGGCCGACGUGGUCUGAAUCAGUCGUCCGAGCGACCAACCACCGGUCACGCCGUGUCCUGAUCAAAAAGCCGACUCGAAAAGUCGCCGAAUCUUCCACUUGAGUCCUUCUCAAUUCCUAGAAAUCAGAACGUUAUUUUUUUUCUCUGGAAAGAGUUCGACCUCUUUCAAAAUCAUCUCCAGACUUGAAUCAACUUUAAUUCGAGUCGGACGAUAAUUAAUAAUUAACUCCACGAGCAGGUCUGUCAUUUUCAUUUUUCUGUUCGCAAAAGCGGAAUUGAGUGAAAAAAGGGGGCGUGGCCGCUCGUUUCGAUCAGAAUGAGUCUCCAGUGGGCUUUGAUCGCCGGAUUCCUCUACGUUGAGAUCGCCGUCGUCCUGCUGCUCGUCCUGCCCUUGAUUUCCGCCCGAAGAUGGCAAUCCUUCUUCAAGUCGAGGUUUCUGCAAAGCCUCAGCAACCAGGCGCACUUGUACUUCCUCAUCCUGCUGGCCAUCCUGGUCUUGUUCUUCCUCGAUGCUAUUCGUGAGAUGCGCAAGUACUCAGACAAGGAGCACAUGGCCGACCACCAGCACCUGGACGCAGAGAUGCAGUCGACGAUGCGCCUCUUCAGGGCCCAACGCAACUUCUACAUCUCGGGCUUUGCCCUCUUCCUCAGCCUGGUGAUCCGCCGUCUGGUGACCUUGAUCUCGACCCAGGCCAUGCUGGAAGCCAACUCUGAGGCGUCGAUGAAGCAGGCCCAGUCGGCCACCCAGGCGGCCAAGCAGAUGAUGACCUUGCCCAAGGAGGAGGUCCAGGAACUCAACAACCAGAUCAACGAGCUCAGGAAAACUCUAGAAAAGGAGAAGAAGGACAAGGAGGCGGUUCUGAGGCAGAGCGAAAACCUGUCCGAGGAGUAUGACCGUGUCUGCAAGUUGAACACUAGUUUGGAGAAGAAACUGGCCGCCGAGGCCCCCUCCAAGAAGGACGACUGAAAUUCUAAUAAUAUUAGCUCCUGGCGGAUCCAAAUGAUUUCGCUGGAGAUUUUUUUCUUCGUGUUUAUUCGAACCUGGGUUAAAUUAUGCUUUCUAUGGUAAUGUUUAAGGAUUUCAAAUUCCUGCCAUAAUAUUUCUUUGCACUGUUGAAUAAUGUGACUUGCUUUUUAUUAAAAAAAAAUUCAUAAAUUAUUGAAUUUAA